AUGAAUAUAAUAAUAAAUUGUGUAAAUUUUUUUUUAUUAUUAUUCUUUGUAUUAUGUAAAUGUGAUGAGGAGUACAAAGAAUUUUUAACAUCUUCUUCAAAUUUUUUUCAUAAUUUAUUAUUUGAUAUUGGUUAUGGAGUUAGAAAAUGUAUAGAAAAUCAAAAUUUAUAUCCAUAUGAAAGAAUAUUUAUUGAUAAGUCUGAUAAAAAUUAUGUAAAUGAUAUGAUGACAGGAUUUUUUAUAAUUUUUUCAUUAAUUAUGAUAUGUAUUUUUAUCAUAGGUAUAAUUUAUGAUAUUAUUGUUACACCAAUAAGAAUUGUUUUAACUUUUAUGAGAUGGUAUAAAACUAUAGUCAUAGAAGAAAAAAGGCAAAAAGAAAUAAAAAAUAAAAGAAAAAUUAAUAAAGAGAAGGACAAUUUAAAUGAAUUGAAGAAGGAUAAAGUAUUAUAUGGUCCAGAAAAAAAAGAUUAA
Molecule: messenger RNA, 471 nt
Organism: Strongyloides ratti
Lineage: Eukaryota; Metazoa; Nematoda; Chromadorea; Rhabditida; Strongyloididae
Exons: 2
Coding region: 1-471 (156 amino acids)
Source: RefSeq, a predicted model, not a curated record